UAUUAAUGACUAGAAAAAAUGAUGAGGAGUAUGAUUUCUUAUUUAAGAUUGUUUUGAUUGGUGAGUUACAUGAUUAAUCGUUUUAGGAGAUUCUGGAGUGGGGAAAACAAAUAUCUUAAAGAGAUUCAUCAAUAAUGAUUUCCAACUUGAAUCGAAGCCAACGAUUGGAGUUGAAUUUGCAACGAAGACACUUCAACAAUCAGGGAAAUCUGUUAAGUGUUAGAUUUGGGAUACUGCAGGUUAAGAGAGGUAAUGUUUCGGAAAAAUUAUAUUUUAGAUAUAGAGCCAUUACAAAUGCAUAUUAUAGAGGAGCUGUGGGAGCAUUUAUUUGUUAUGACGUAACAAGAGAGCCCACUUUCAAGAACACAGAAAAAUGGCUAGCAGAGUUAAAGGAACACGCAGAUGGGAAUAUCGUAAUUAUAAUGAUUGGAAAUAAAAUUGAUGCAGUUGAUCAAAGAGUAAGCUCUGAUCAUUAUAUAGGCUGUGCGAACAGAUGAGGCUUCGGACUUUUGCGAACAGCAGAAGAUAGGGUUUAUAGAAACUUCAGCAUUAGAUGGGACUAAUAUAGAUGUUGCAUUCAACAAGAUUGUAGCAAGUACUGCAUUCUUAAGAUAUCAAUAGAUAUUUUUCACACAAUUGGAUCUAAAACAGCAAAGAAGGUAGUUUAAGUGGAAACAGACCCUGUAGUGCUGUCAGAACAGAAGACACCUCAGAGUAAAUCAAAAAAGAGUAGUGAUGGAUGUUGUUGA
Paramecium octaurelia is the source of this 749-nucleotide messenger RNA. The record is from the annotation of a GenBank genome assembly. Lineage: Eukaryota; Ciliophora; Oligohymenophorea; Peniculida; Parameciidae.